Messenger RNA from Bipolaris sorokiniana ND90Pr, 405 nucleotides. RefSeq lists its product as uncharacterized. The coding region runs from base 1 to 405 and encodes 134 amino acids. Gene Ontology annotation, cellular component: membrane. Gene Ontology annotation, molecular function: carbohydrate:proton symporter activity. Lineage: Eukaryota; Fungi; Ascomycota; Dothideomycetes; Pleosporales; Pleosporaceae. The transcript is spliced from 3 exons. The record is from RefSeq and is a predicted model, not a curated record. Gene Ontology annotation, biological process: carbohydrate transport; transmembrane transport.
AUGGGUUUCGACUCCAAAGAUCAACUUUUGAUCACGGCUGGUUGGAUAUCUGUUGGAGUCGUUGCCAAUUACGGCAAUGCAUUACUGCUUGAUCGCGUUGGUCGCGUCAGGCUGCUGGUUGUCGGCUUGGUUGGAUGCGCUGUUGCCCUGCUCCUUGAAGCAGUGACGUUGGCAAAGUAUCAAGGCUCGGAUAAUCGAGGCGGCAUCGGCGCGGCUGUUUUCUUCCUCUUUUUGCACAUCAUUUUUUAUGGUACUUGCGUAGACGCAACAACCUAUGUCUACGCUGCCGAAAUCUGGCCGACGCACAUUCGCUCCAAAGACAGCGCCCUGACGACAACGGGGUUAUUCACAUCUUCGCUCAUCCUCCAAAUAGUUUCGCCGCCUGCCUUUGAAGUCAUUGAAUAG